GGGCUGACUAAGGACCAUGAGUUAGAAAUAUCUAAGUACAUUCGUGAGGGCCUUACAGGAGACCCACGCCCCAAAUUUCGGGAUACAGCUACAACCUCUAGUGACAACCUACACAUGACCACCACAGACACGGCAUCAUCACAGCUUCAAUGGCAAGAAUCGCGCCUUGCUAACAUAUUCAACAAGACCCAUAUAACCACUUCAACAAAACCCGAUGCUUGGAUCCCAGAAAAUCUUUCUUCCUCCACACAUCUGGAGAUUUUGGCCCAUCUUUGAUAUGUCCUUAUAUCAAAGUUGAAUCGAUGCUCAUCACACCAAGAACUUACUCCGCCUCACAGACCCCGGAUCGAAUAAUUGAAUCAUCGGGCUUCGAAAGUCGACCGCGAUAUCGCUCUAUUGCCGGCUGGAAGUCUGAUCCGACAGCUUCUCCCGAAGUUGAGAUGCUCUUGAUCCGCCAAACCGGAAGUGUACGCGUUGGCGAAGUCGUCAGGUACACACUCACCUACAAUCCAGCAGGUGAUAGUAUUCAGCCUCCUCCGGCUGCGCUGCAUGUCAAAGUCAAGAAUACCUCGGCAAUACCACUAAGAGCCGCCUAUCUUCACGGUCCAUACACUUUGUAUGCCUCGUGCUAUCCUGCGUCGUUCGACCCCAAUGGCAAAUUUCAUUCUUCUGAUGAUGGGAAUGUCCCUCAGUUCGAACCCUAUCUCAAAGCUGCUGGAACGUGGAAUGCAGUGAUCCCUGUCCGGCCGUACAAUCAACAAGAGAACUCCAGCCCAGGCAGGAGCCAAGACGGAAGUGACUCAACAUGGAUAAUCGAGAUUAUAUCCCAAGUUGUGUUCUCCAGCACGGCGUCCGUCAAUUUCGAGCUUCUGGUUGGCCGGGACGAAGUCUCAUUGGAUCUCUCUUCUGGCGGGCAGCUCAAACAUCACCAAGCUGCCGAUUUGCGUGAUCAUUGGUCUUCCGCCUUACAAGGGAAGCAACUGCUCGCCACAAAAGGCGUGUUUUCCGAUUCUGUUACUCUACUAGUUGAUGAUACAGCUAGCCUUUGGAACACGCCACACCUGCCUUCAUUGUCUAAUGAUGAGACGGAGACCAAACCUCAACCAUCAGGUUGCAAGCCUCCCCAAGGAACUGCGGACCCAGUAGCGCAAACGAGCGAAUCGGCAACUCAUGCUCCUCAAAAGCAACAUCGGAAGCGGAUACAUCUUGUUGUGCUAACGCAUGGACUCCACAGCAAUGUUGGUGCGGACAUGCUGUAUCUCAAAGAGAGUAUUGAUGCUGCUUCGAAAAAGAUCGCGUCUCAGCAAAAGAGUCCGAUGUCCGAGACCGGCCAAGCAUCGGCAAACACGCACUCGAAUAGCAGUGUUGAUAUUGCCUUCUCAGAAGAGCAGGUUGUUGUUCGAGGUUUUCCUGGUAAUGCGGCUCGCACCGAACGCGGAAUUCAGUAUUUGGGCAAGCGACUUGCAAAAUACGUGCUGUUGAUGACAUAUCCCGAUCAGCCUCAUUUCCCCCACAAAAAAACAAAGACUAGAACAUAUACUAAUCCUUUCUCUUGGGGAGGACUGCAAGAGAACAGCCAGCCCGCAGUGGAAUCUCUCCACACACACAUGGAGCCACAGAGUCCCAGCGAUCAUCAUGCAUAUCAAAUCACGAGCAUUAGUUUUAUUGGCCACUCUCUUGGAGGACUCGUGCAAACAUAUGCGAUCGCAUAUAUACAGAAACACUCCCCCGAGUUUUUUGAUAAGAUCAGACCGAUAAACUUUAUUGCGUUAGCAACACCCUUUUUAGGGCUGAGCAAUGAGAACCCGAUGUAUGUUCGAUUUGCGCUGGACUUUGGGCUUGUCGGUCGCACUGGCCAGGACCUUGGACUCAGCUGGACGGCACCCAGGGUCAGGAGUGGCUGGGAGACCAUAAUUGGGGGCAAACCAGACCCAUCCAAUUCCCCGUCGGACGCUCGGGCGAAGCCUUUGCUACGGAUUCUGCCUUCCGGACCUGCCCAUGAAGUGCUUGCCAAAUUCAAGCACCGUACGGUCUACUCCAAUCUUGUCAACGAUGGAAUUGUUCCCCUGCGAACAUCAUGCCUGCUAUUUCUAGACUGGAAAGGUCUGGAGCGGGUCGACAAAGCCAGGAGAGAGAAUGGGAUUGUUGGAACCAUGGCAGAAUGGGGAUGGGCCGAACUGACAGGUGCAAACUCGAAGUCUCCCAGACCGUCUCGCCCUGCCAAUGAAUUAGAAGUAAUGGCUGCUUCUAGCGGUAUCGCCGAGACUCCUGACGGCACAUCCAUCAGAACGAGUUCAGGGAGCGUCGGUACCACAAGGAUUGAGUAUUCCCCCCCAGCUUCCACUAAGAAAGGAUCUGCAAUUCAAGCGCAAUCGAUGCAUACAGCUGGAAGUUUAGCUCCAAUGGCGCCUGAUGCACCUACUCCACAGUCUCCCUCCAGCCCCCUCAGCGGCUUCUUUUCAAUGUUUAAACCAAAAGAGCCCGGAAACAAACACGAGAAGAUCCUCAAACGCAGUCAGACGGUUGCCACUUCGUUGGCUACCGACCACAAUCAGCAGGACAGCCUUUACUACAAUCACCGGUCCUAUGACGGUGGGUUCAACGCACCUCCCAAAACAACCGUGUUCGAAUCAGCUGGUGAUAUCCUCAUGCCACCACUGCCUCCGAUGGAGUAUAUCAUGGAUCCCGCAUCAAGACCUCGUACGAUACUGCAUGAUCGAACCUACCAUUCAGAUGAUAUACCUCCUCCAAUUUUCAAACGUAAAACGCAGCCGAUACAUCCAUUGAGUGCUCAAAUGCCAGCAGCGGAUCACUUAACCAUAGACGAGCAUGCGAGUGAAGCUGGGCUCAAAGUCGAAGAGAAAAUUGCCCGUGCAUACCAUCGCGGGCUGUCGUGGCGCAAGGUGCUUACGCGCUUAGAGCCCGAUGCUCACAACAACAUCAUUGUGCGAAGGAUGUUUACUAAUGCCUACGGCUGGCCUGUCGUUCAACACCUGGUCGAGACGCAUUUUGGAUCAUGUUCCUCGACUAGCCCCGAAGACAAUUCUGGUAACUCGCCGGAAAGCCCUAUACGCCCUGUGCCGCCAGCCAGGGGCGGUGAGGGUGACAUCACGCAUUUGUCUUCUACCCUUUUGGGAUCCCAUAAUGCCUAAACAGCUAGUUUAUCCCGUUGUACUGGAAAUUGGCCCUUGUUGUCUACCGAUGGUCUCACUUCUCAUGCGUAAACUUCGUGAAAGGUUGUAUCGAUGAUAACGUGGGGAUACUCUUACAUGAUAUUGUAAGAUUAGUGAUUUUAGGAGAUACUGAUAUCUGGCAAAAGGUUCUGCAUCUACUGACUGCUUGCUGAUCGACGGCGCGACAUACCUCGCGCCGAACCCGAAUCAAUACUCGAGUCGUCCUUGAAUAUUGCUCCAGAACUCUUCCACAAGCAUUUUCUGGCUAGUUUGGGUUGUUGCUGCUCGAACAGCGAGGUAUUUCCUUCCAUCGAUCUUGGCUAUCCAUUCUCCCGGAUUCCCGCCGACCAUUAUACCUCCAGCCUCCUCGAGGAUGAUCCAUCCGGCACAGACAUCCCAUGCCCAGCAACCCCCCUCCCAGUACAAGUCAAGGGUACCGGCAGCAACAGCGCAAAGAUUGAGCGCCGCAGACCCUAUGCUACGCAUAGACCGAACCAUAGCCCCGCCACUCUCCCGGUCCUGCCCCAGCUUUUCGAAAGUUCGAAUCUUAGUUUCCCAAUUCUGCCCUGUUCUCUCAGAGCCCCAUUCCACGCUGAUCAGUGAAUUAUUCAAGCCUGUCAGAGGCUCAAUGUUGGUUCCUCUGAGCGGUAGCCGGACGUCACGGUUCAAGAACGCCCCUUUGCCGCGUAUCGCGGAAUACAAAGCCGUGGUGAAAGGGUUAUAGACGACGCCGACAGUUGGGACACGGUUUAUCGCGAGCCCUAGCGAGACACAAGCGUGAGGGAAUCCGUGCACAAAAUUAACCGUGCCGUCUAUUGGGUCAAUGACGAAUGUUGGCGCGUCUGUCAACGGGCAAGAUGGAUCGUAGGUUUCCUCUCCAUGGAAUCUGACAAGACAGCGUAAGAUUUCGUCAUGUUCUUAUGAAAUCUUGUAUCACUACAGACACCAAGCAAAGCAUCUCUUCGGGUAGUGAAGUAAAAACUGGAUGACAUACUGGUAGUCUGGGUAUUUAUCCUUCAGGGCGCUGAAGAUCAUCUCCUCCACAGCACGAUCAUAUUCGGUCACGAGGUCUGCGCCUGGUAUACUUGGUUAGCAACAUACAUAGCCUGUUAAUUCGAGAAUAAAAGCAUACUAUUUUUCUUAGAUCCGGUGGUGUCGGUCCCUGGAAGAGCGCCGGUAAUGAUCUCACCAGCCUUGUAGGCUAAACCAAUCAAGGAGUCACAGAUCUCGUCCAGAUCAGGCAGUAUGUCUAACUCCUGUGCGCUCAUAGUUUGAUCUUUCAGUUCGAUUGACGUUCUUCGAAGGAUCGAUUUUGCACAUCAGAGUAAGAGCGGG
This is a messenger RNA of Aspergillus calidoustus, 4508 nucleotides long. Lineage: Eukaryota; Fungi; Ascomycota; Eurotiomycetes; Eurotiales; Aspergillaceae. The record is from the annotation of a GenBank genome assembly.